Molecule: messenger RNA, 1674 nt
Organism: Penicillium macrosclerotiorum
Lineage: Eukaryota; Fungi; Ascomycota; Eurotiomycetes; Eurotiales; Aspergillaceae
Product: MDR family MFS transporter
Exons: 4
Coding region: 1-1674 (557 amino acids)
Biological process (GO): transmembrane transport
Molecular function (GO): transmembrane transporter activity
Source: RefSeq, a predicted model, not a curated record
AUGGUACUGGAAAAGAACAAUGAAGGCUCCAAAAGCAACACAGCAUUGGUUGGCGAUGCCCCUCAGGCUUUGACGCCUGCCAAUUGGGAGGGCGAGGAAAAGUCCACGGGCAGCGACACAGUCGAUUUCGAGUCGACAGAAGCUCUGAACGAGUAUUCACAGGGAAUUACCCUGAUCAUGGUCAUUAUGGCUCUGCUUUUGGGAGUAUUUCUAGUUUCGCUCGACUUGACCACGACUGCAAUUCCCCGAAUCACGGACACUUUUCACAGCGUUGACCAGGUAUCAUGGUACGGUUCUGCCUUGUUCAUGACAGCGGGUGGCUUCCAGCCCACUUGGGGCAAGUUCUAUAAAUAUUUCCCACUUAAAGCAGCAUUUGUCCUCUCGUUGUUUAUAUUCGGACUCGGUAGCCUCAUUUCCGCAGUGGCCGCGACCUCUCCAACAUUUAUCAUCGGCCGCGCAGUUGGUGGUGUGGGGACGGCGGGAGUCUUCUCGGGUUCAUAUACUAUCAUCGGAUUCUCAGUGGACCCGCAGAUGCGCCCAAUGAUUACAGGGCUCAUCGGUGCGGCCUUCUGCCUCGCAUCUGCCGUAGGACCUCCUGCUGGCGGUGCCUUGGCUGAUCAUGUCACAUGGCGCUGGUGCUUCUACAUCAACCUGCCCAUCGUCGGUUUUUGUAUCCUGAUCUUCUUGCUCUUCUUCCGGACUACGAAAGUCAUGGAACCAGCUGAAGGUACAAUAAAAGAGAAAAUUAUCAAUAUGGACCCUGUUGGAACAAUACUGGUGAUAGGUGCCCUGCUCUCCUUUCUGCUGGCCAUGCAGUAUGGCGGUCAGACCAAGUCAUGGUCUUCAAGUACCGUGAUUGGCUUGCUUGUUGGCUUUGGACUUUUAUUGAUAGUCUUUGUGGCAUGGGAGUACUUGCAGGGAGAGCGGGCUAUACUAAUACUACGGCUGAUGAAGUCCCGUGCCGUGUGGGUGAACAUGACCUAUAGUUUCCUUGCGACUGGUGCAUUCUCCAUCGUUUCCUUCUAUCUGUCAAUUUACUUCCAAAGUGUUCAGGGUGUCAGCGCAACAGACUCGGGCGUACGAGUCCUGCCGCUAAUUUUAAUGAUCAGUUUGGCUAUGAUCGUCUCGGGCGCAAUUAUCUCAUGGACACGCGUUGCGACCCCAGUCCUUGCCCCAGCGGCGGCUCUCACAGUCGUCGCAUCGGGUCUCUUAUACACCCUCGAGAUGGAGACGAGUGCACAAAAAUGGAUUGGCUAUCAACUCCUUGGAGGCGCCGGCUGGGGUGCCGGCUUCCAAAUUCCAAUCAUCGUAGCCCAGAGCAGUGUGAAUAUUAACGACCUAGCGCCCGCCACGGUCAUGAUCCUAUUUUUCCAAACCAUUGGAGGCUCGUUCUUCAUCGCAGCAGCGCAAGCAGGCUUCGCAAAUCAGCUCCCGCUGCAACUAUCCCACACGGCUCCGAGCAUCAACCCAGCCGUUGUGGUUGCGACUGGUGUAACCGAACUUCGCACUGUAUUCGACAAAGAGCAUAUCUCUGGAAUCCUUCUCGCGUAUAUGGCCAGCAUCCGUAUCACGUUCCUCAUCGCGAUGGGCGGCGCUGGCGCCGCUCUCAUCUUCAGCCUGUUCAGCAGCUGGCAUCGGCUCGAUGCUAAAGCCUUAGCAAAUGCCAUGGGUUGA